Peniophora sp. CBMAI 1063 is the source of this 411-nucleotide messenger RNA. NCBI's taxonomy places the organism in Eukaryota, Fungi, Basidiomycota, Agaricomycetes, Russulales, Peniophoraceae. The record is from the annotation of a GenBank genome assembly.
AUGCCGACCACAUUACCCAUUGAGGGCAGCAGCCCGCGCGACUUCUGCAUGCUGGAACGUAACUUCCUCUCGCAUCUCCGCCUCGCAUUACUGUUGGCACUCUUCGCCUCCGCUGUUCUUCUUGAAGUACGGUUGCCCUUGGAAAACUCGGAUGAUCAAGAGAACAGGAGUGAUGGGAACUGGGCUGAUGUGGUGGCGCUAGCGUCUGUCGGGCUGGGAGCGGCGGUGCUGGUGAUCUUCGCAGGAUACGGAGAAUACGAAUUAGGGUUCAGAGAUAUUCGCAGCUCGCACCCGACGCUACAGUCGUCCAAACCGCAUCUAUUUCUCAUGUGCAUCAUUGUGAUCAUUGUUGUCGUGACCUGCGCCCUUCUGCUUGUAUUCAACGGCGAGGUCGGAAUGCCGACGAAGUAA